CAAAUUAUUGUUUCGUUCAUGGGAAAGCUGCGUUUCUUAUCACUUGUGUACUUGUCAAAAGUUGUGUCAACUCCCUUGACGUGUCGAAUAUUUGGGUUAACACGAUUACAUAUUUCGCUAUUUUAUGUCCUAAUUUACUGUAUAUUUUGACAGUGGUGUAUGGUGUCAGAAGGCUACUAGAAGAACUACAAUGGAUUUCUUUAAGAGCGGCUUAAAAACCGUUCUGGGGGCGCCGGAGCCCGGUCAAACUCCGUCGGGUGCUGAAACGGUGGAGCGUCUAGUGGACCGUGUGAAUAACUCCACUUUACUGGAAGACCGGCGGGAUGCGUGCCGCGCUCUCAAAGCCAUGUCGCGCAAGUACCGCGUCGACGUCGGCGCGCAUGGCAUGGACACACUGAAACAGGUUUUAGAGCUUGACCGAGCUGACAACGAAACAAUAAACUACGCCCUAGACACCCUCAACAACGUGAUGUACCCCACACAGUUUGAGGAGGAAGAGGACAACCCUCAUGUGCCCAUGAAUAUUGGCGAACAGUUUACUGAAAUGUUCAUUAAGGACCAUCACAACAUACAACUAGUUCUGGACUUAUUAGACGAGUUUGACUUCAGAGUAAGACUAUCUGCCGUACAGUUGCUGACUUCACUACUAACUAAUAGACCGAAGGAUAUACAAGAGAUAAUUCUAGUGAAACCUAUGGGUGUAUCCAAAAUGAUGGACUUAUUAGGAGAUCCUCGAGAAGUAAUCAGAAAUGAGACGUUAUUAUUACUUAUAAAGCUUACUAGAGGAAACGCUAAUAUACAGAAGAUAGUCGCGUUUGAAAAUGCUUUCGAUAGGCUUUUUGAUAUUGUGUCUACAGAAGGUUUUUCAGAUGGAGGGAUUAUUGUAGAAGACUGUCUGUUGUUAAUGUUGAAUUUGUUAAAGAAUAACAGCAGUAAUAUUAACUUCUUUAAAGAAGGUAGCUAUAUACAGAAGAUGCUACCAAUGUUUAAUACUCCGGACGAAUCGGAAGACUAUGGUUGGUCACCGCAAAAGGUUUCAAAUGUGCACUGCAUGUUGCAAAUAGUUAGAACUUUAGUGUCACCAAGUAAUGCGAUUCAAAUUAUCUCUAGCUGUCAAAAGAUUAUGAAAAACGUUGGUCUGUUGGACGCUUUAUGUAAUAUUCUUAUGGCAAGUGGUGUGCCAGCGGAUAUAUUGACAGAGACGAUCAAUACAGUGGGGGAGGUGAUAAGGGGGGAUGUGGUGAACCAGGAGUUUAUGGGGAAUGUGAUGGCGCCGUCCAAUCCGCCGCGACCGGCCAUAGUGGUGCUGCUCAUGUCCAUGGUUAAUGAGAAACAGCCGUUUUCUUUAAGAUGUGCCGUGCUAUACUGCUUCCAAUGCUACCUAUACCACAAUGAGAUGUCGCAGGCGAGCUUAGUGCAAACAUUACUGCCUUCCUCCUCUGACGUUUCGAGUCUUACUAGUGGUCAUUUGCUAUGUGGAGGUCUUUUCUCUUCUGAUGUGCUCUCGAACUGGUUCGCGGCCGUGGCGCUCACGCACGCGCUCAUCGAGAACCCGGGGCAGAAGGAGCAGCUACUACGAGUGCUACUGGCCACCAAUAUUGGGAGCGCACCAGUUUCAUUACUGCAUCAGUGCACGCUCACUUUACAGCAGACUACUAAACUACAGCCCAAGGUCGCCCUUCUAAUGUUGCUCUCGCAAUGGACGGCGCAUUGUCCAGCCGCGGUGAGCGCUUUUCUUAAAGUGCCCGGCGGAGUGGGAUAUCUCGUCAACCAAACCUGCUCCAAUGAACAUGACGAAAAUGAAUACUUACUACAAGGUCUCUCAGCAUUCCUCCUAGCCAUCUGUAUCCACUUCAACGAUGAUUCCGUAGAAAAUUACUCCAAAGACUCCCUCAAGCAGCUCCUAUUAAAGCGAAUAGGCAUAGAAACGUUCACGGCGAAGCUGAGCGAAGUGACGAAGCACGAGCUGUAUAAUAAGGCGGCGAAGCACCCGCAGUUGAGAGUGAAGAUGGCGUCGGAGAUACUUAUUGAUUAUGAAUUCUGUAGGCUGUUUAAGGUGCUGGAGAGUGUAAUAACUCAAAGUCUAACUGUGAAACAAGAGAACGGCACCGCUGAACCAGAGCGCGCGUCUCCUGACGACGCCACCUUAGAGCAGUACAAGAACCUCAUCCGCCAGCAAGAUGCCAGGUUACAGCAGCUCAUGCAGCAAGUCGAGGGGCUCAUACAGCACAAUAAUCAACUACAGAGUGCCCUAAACGACUCAAUAGCCUCAAACUCUCACCUGAAAGAUGAAAACACCCUCUUAAAAGCACAAGUAUCCGCCCACCCCGUCCCCGUCCCCGUCCCCGUACGAGGCACGUCUGACUCGGAAUAUGAAGCCAGGCUCAACCAGUUAACGUUGGAGGUGACCAGGUUAGAUGGGGAGCUGGAGGAAGCGAGGGAAGCGGAGGCGAAGGCGGUGCAGGAGUUGGAGAAGACCAAGAAGGACCAGGAUGAUUUGCUUGAGUUGUUGGCGGAUCAGGACGCGAAGCUAAACGAAUACAAAGCGAAGCUCGCAGCUCUCGGGCUUCCCGCCCACGACGCCCCCGCACUAGCGGAGCCCCCACACGCACACGCACAUGCACACACACCAGCAUAAUGCUGCCAACAUACGUAACGUAACUGGGCGUUUUCUAAAAUUAAUAUUGGAAACCUGAUUCUCACAGAUCCUGGUGUUUGUAGGUUCUUUCAACUCAGAAUCACUAGCAUAUUCAAUCCUGAUGAUAAUAAAAUGUCCCAAAAAUUUGUAUGAAAAUUGUACAUUCCGCUACGUCACGCACAUACAAGCGAAAACAAAAUUCACACUAAAACGUGACGUAAUGGAAUGUACAUUUUGGGACAUUUUUUAUGGCAAGAUGGGGAAUGCUGUCGAUUCUGAGUAGAAUAUCCAGAUUUGAAAGAAUCAAGUUUUCAAUAUUUAUUUUAGAAAAUGCCGAACUACAAUUAGUGCUUAAGAAGUGUAAUAAGAAUGACCCACUCGCAAAAUUCGCUCCACAUAGUUUUUUUAGUCGGCGGCAAACAAGCAUAUCGUCCGCCUGAUGAUAAGCAGUUACCGUAGCCUAUGGACGCCUGCUACUACAGGGCUGUUACAUGUACGUUGCCGACCCUAUAGUAAAUCGGUACGGCUUUUUUGCAAAAUGCCUUCUUUAAAAUUCUCUUCAAGAAAAUGUGCCAUUUUCAACCAAAAGGGUACUUAUUGUCGCUUGUCAGUAAGGCGAUAUUUCCAUAUAGCUUCAAUUAGAAAUCAACCUUAUCAACAAGCGACAAUGUGGUACCUUUUGGUUGAAAACGUCACAAAUGUUCAAUACUUUUACUAAAACCCACAAAAUGAUCAAUAACCAUACAAUAAAAUCUAGUUGUAAUCAUUUCUUCAAUUUGUCGGUUUUUGGCUUACGAGACGAUUGCGAAAUGGCUUGACAAAUUAUAUUUGCAUUAUUUUGUAAGUGGAACGUUUAGCGAAAGAGACGAAAGGACAUUUUGCGAGUGGAUCGCUUUUAGAGAUCCAGUAGGCCUAGCUCAUGAUUGGCGCGACAGUAUCUCGCCGCGAAAUAGACUACCCGUCUUUUACUAACUGUAUGAAAUAAAGGGGGACGGAGU
Messenger RNA from Cydia strobilella, 3636 nucleotides. It is a transcript of the gene p115, whose product is annotated as general vesicular transport factor p115. The transcript is spliced from 11 exons. The record is from RefSeq and is a predicted model, not a curated record. Gene Ontology annotation, cellular component: Golgi stack; ER to Golgi transport vesicle membrane; cytoplasm. Lineage: Eukaryota; Metazoa; Arthropoda; Insecta; Lepidoptera; Tortricidae. The coding region runs from base 191 to 2638 and encodes 815 amino acids. Gene Ontology annotation, biological process: vesicle fusion with Golgi apparatus; transcytosis; intracellular protein transport.